UGGCACAGAAGUCUAACGAGCAGGCUAACGUCGUGGCCGACUCGGCGGUGACGGGCGCUAACGAGGUAGCGGCGGUGGCGGUGGAGGAAGUGGAAAACGCAGCGAUGGCGAGCGGCUUUGUCAGCACGGAGGAGGCGGGAGCAGUGUCUGAGGAGGCCGACCUCCAGAAGACGGGAGCUGCAGAGCAGACGGCUCAGUAGAGUGGGUUCCUGCAGUCGUCCAGAGAGAGAAGAUCUUUGAUUUGAUCUGCAUCGUCCUCCAUCCUCCCCGCGUUACCCAUGAGCCUCUCUGUUUUUAACCAUUUAAAUCUCCUCUCUGAAUGCAUGUGGCUUUACUGACACUCUUUACAUACUAGAAGAAACACAUCUCACACUCUCUCACACUCUCUCACACUCUCUCACACACUCUCUCACACACUCUCUCACACUCUCUCUCACACUCUCUCACACUCUCUCACACACUCUCUCACA
Molecule: messenger RNA, 470 nt
Organism: Gymnodraco acuticeps
Lineage: Eukaryota; Metazoa; Chordata; Actinopteri; Perciformes; Bathydraconidae
Product: gamma-synuclein-like
Biological process (GO): synapse organization; chemical synaptic transmission; synaptic vesicle endocytosis
Cellular component (GO): axon terminus; cytoplasm; neuronal cell body
Molecular function (GO): cuprous ion binding
Source: RefSeq, a predicted model, not a curated record